Molecule: messenger RNA, 1173 nt
Organism: Sphaeroforma arctica JP610
Lineage: Eukaryota; Ichthyosporea; Ichthyophonida
Product: 3-hydroxyacyl-CoA dehydrogenase type-2
Exons: 5
Coding region: 184-957 (257 amino acids)
Biological process (GO): estrogen metabolic process; androgen metabolic process; fatty acid metabolic process
Cellular component (GO): mitochondrion
Molecular function (GO): estradiol 17-beta-dehydrogenase [NAD(P)+] activity
Source: RefSeq, a predicted model, not a curated record
CAACAAAAUACGUGUCACACGGCACAUAAAUAGAUAAUAAAAUAGAACUCUUCCGAACACACGCUCACUAUCUAAUCAUCUGUGACAUUGUGUACGAAGGGGCUGCAUACCAUACAACUUUGCUUAUUAGCACUUUUUCCAGUACUUACACCUAACCGGCCUAUUCGAUCUAUUCUAAACGCUAUGUCUUUAAGUACAGUAAUAGCGCUGGUGACGGGUGCCGGCUCAGGCUUGGGACGUGCCACUGCUAUUCGACUGGCCAAACACGGAGCGAAAGUGUGCAUUCUGGACUUAGAGUCCAGCAAAGGUACUGAGGUGCAGCAGGGGAUCGGAAAUAGCUCAGUGUUCAUACCGACUGAUGUCACAAAUGAAGACCAGGUCAAGCACGCUAUUUCCACCGCGGAGGAAACCUUCGGUGGACCCAUUAACGUGGCUAUCAACUGUGCUGGUAUCGGAAUUGCUGAGAAGACUCUCGGCAAAAAGGGCGCACAUUCUCUGGCCAAUUUCGAAAAGGUUUUGAAAGUCAAUACCAUUGGUUCCUUCAAUGUUCUCCGUCUGGCUGCUGAGCGUAUGGCUGCGGCAGAGCCCUCACUCCCCACUGGCGAUAGAGGAGUUAUCAUCAAUACCGCGAGUGUCGCUGCAUACGAUGGACAGAUUGGUCAGGCCGCCUAUUCCGCGUCAAAGGGUGCUAUUGUAGGCAUGACACUGCCAAUUGCACGUGAUCUUUCCAAGUCGAAGAUUCGCGUCAACACCAUUGCCCCCGGACUGUUCAAAACUCCUCUGCUCGCCAGUCUACCCCAAAAUGUUAUUGAAGCGCUAAAUAUGACGGUUCCGUACCCCGCGCGUCUGGGAGACCCCGAUGAGUACGGACAGAUGUGUCAGAGUAUCAUCGAAAAUGGCUACCUGAAUGGUGAGACCAUUCGUCUGGACGGGGCUAUCCGCAUGGCCCCUAAAUAGGUGAUUCAAAAAGAGAUACAACAUAUACUAGCUUGCGACAUGAAUAAACCCGAGCAUACAGAUGUAGAGCCAGGAAGCAUCCAAAUAUGUAGAUGGCGCUUGUUCUGAUUUGACAUGUGCAAUAAUCGACAAUUGAGUUGGGCAUUACAAAGAACUUGGACCGCUCUUUCAGUGAGCAUCUAUUAAAAUAAAGUACUAUCAGACUCAGGAUCGGAC